This is a messenger RNA of Amborella trichopoda, 676 nucleotides long. It is a transcript of the gene LEA7, whose product is annotated as Late embryogenesis abundant protein (LEA) family protein. NCBI's taxonomy places the organism in Eukaryota, Viridiplantae, Streptophyta, Magnoliopsida, Amborellales, Amborellaceae. The record is from RefSeq and is a predicted model, not a curated record.
ACUGAUACAGGAGUAUACGUAGGUGGUACUGCAUUGGGACAUUGUUAGCGGAAGGAGUCGAGUUUGUAGUGUGGGCUUCUGUUCGUGAAUCGAGUUUGCUGGACUUUCGAGUUUGUUCGGAGUAAAGAGAGAGAAUGGCUCAGCGAUCUGAGGAUAUUAGCCACAGCGCUGGAGAAACCAAGGGCCAAGUUCAGGUCAAGAAAGAUGAGAUGAUGGAGAAGGGGAGAGAGACUGCUCAAGCUGCAAAGGAGAAGGCCGGCAGUGGGAUGCAGGCUGCAAAAGAGAAGGCCGGCUCCGGUAUGCAGUCUGCAAAGGACCCCGACACCACCGCCAAGGAGAAGGCAUCUGACACGGCCACCGACACUAAGGAGAAGGCCUCCGAUACUGCACAGGGCACUCGCGACACCGCCCAUGAGCGCAAGGAGCAGACCGGAGGGAUUCUUGAAAAGACUGGGGAGCAAGUGAAAAGCGCGGCGCAGGGAGAGGUGGAGACUGUGAAGAGCAGUGUGGGCAUGGGAGGAGACAAAAAUAAGGACGACACCAACAACUAAGAAUGUCAUUUUCAAUUUCCUCUAGCUUUUUUAUUCUCCUGUCUUUUGCCAUGCCUUCUUUGAGGGUGUUGUAUCCUUCGGGAAAUACCAUUUUACUUUCUUAUAACAAGACUCUUUAGAAUCAG